AGAGAAAACCGCAUCAGUUAACAAGAGAGACUUAGCGCGAGAGGUUCGAAUGAGUCUGAGCGAUUGCCUUUUCGAUUCGAUCGUUAAACUAAUAAACGUCAUUAAAGUAAUUAAGAAACAAUUCACAAAGAACAGUAUUUCUCAAAGAAGAAUCAACGCCUGCGAUCAGCAAUCAACAAAUUCGAAAAUAAAAGUGCAUCAGACUGUGAUUGUGAACGUGCCGUGAAAUAAAAAUUAAAUCUUCUAAAUUAACUACCAAAUUCAACAAAUUGUCAAUUCAAGUAAAAUUAGAACAAUUAAAUAGUGGAAGCCUGAAAGUUGCAAACACUUCCACUGCAUUAUUUUCCAGAAUAUUCUGAUUAUGAACUCUGAAGUACUUUGGUUCUUUACUGUAUGAAUUCACAAGAUUUGUUCUCCCUGUGCAAUCGAAAAAACGUGAUUUUUGUGUUUUUGAUCCUGGCAGCUUUCUACGUUCACUUUUACUUGCAACCACCAAAACCAAAUAUUAGUAAAAGAUUGUACUUCUGAAGAUUUUUUUUAGGACUUCUUGCAAUUUGUGAAUUACUCCCAGAAGGGUGACAAGAAGGGAUUAAGUGAUUGGAGGAACUAUGGUUCUCUGAUCUCGGAUUACAGUAAGAAUGAGGAAAGUGACUUAUGUUAUCUUAUCCUUAACUGCACUCGAUUUAUGUGCCCUCUUCAAUUUUGCCGAGUCGACAGAACUUGCCGGUUCGAAGAAUGUCAACGAUCGACAACAUCGGAAUCAUCAACCGGCAGUGUUCGAUUCACUGGAAGUAGAAUACUCAGAAGAUGAAGAGUACACGAACCAAGAAUCGAACCAUCCUGGUGAAUCAAUCGGGAGGUGGAGAAGUAACGGAAAGGCCCUGGAACCAAAAUGGCGAGAUGGAGAUUCCGUUCCCCUAGUCCCUUUUCAAAGCGCAACAGUCAAAAACAAAUCAUCAAAUGUAAAAAAUCAAUCUUCAAUCGAAGUUGAUGAAGAUAAAGAUGAAAAAACUUUCAUCAACAAUCGUCACUCAACUCACUGGAUGUCGCAAAGCGAAGAAAAAGAGAUCAUAAUCACAGACAAGUAUGAUUUCAACAAAAGACAUAAGCCCGAUAACAAAAAUGACUAUCAAGGCUUUCGAAGUCCGGAAUUAAGACUUUCCAGAAGAAGAAAACCACCUCAACUAGAAGACGAAGUUAUUUACCACCCUUCCGAAAAAUCUUCUAGCAGCUCCGAGGAUUUUCAAGAAGAAAAUAAUGCAAGAAAUAAAAAGGAAAGUAAAAUUCCUACUCUCUCUUAUGAUAACAACGAAUAUCUUGAGAGAGUUGCUUUGAGGUAUCGAGAAACGUUCCAAAAUCAUCCCAACGAAUACGAAUUGAAUGAUGAGGAAUACCAAAGACCUCGGCCCAGAAAACGAAGACCACCUCAAAAUUACGAAUUUUCUGAAGUGAAAACUUCCCCUCUUUCGUCAACUGAUAAAAUUACUUCUUCACCAACUUAUUCCACCAUUAAGUCCCAAAGGAGACAAGAAGCUACUCGACGCAAUAACCUGACAAGAACCAAUCACAACAGGACGACUAUCAAGACUGAUUCUGAAAAACCUUCCGAGAAUUCCGAACUUAAAUCUCUUUUGAAAAUGCAACAAGUUGAAGGUGUAAGUCUUUCAGAAACCUUGCAAAGGAGGAACCUAACGUUGUCUGAUCUUCUACAGGGUAAAGCAGAUAUCAUCAAUUUAUUAAAAUCCACUCACGAGGACAAUGAGUCUGAAGAAGAAUUAAAUGCAAGAGUAAAGGCUGUAGAGGUGUUGAAGAUAUCUGCGUCUUCCACAAGUGGUACUUCUUCUACCACUCAGCGGACACCCUGGCUUCCAGCAAAAAUUCUUGGGAAUCCGGUUGAUCCAUUUUCCAAUUUCAGAGCUGCCAGCACCCAAGCUUAUCAAAAAGUUUUGCCAACUCAGGAAGAAAGAAAGGACAGAAUCCGUCCAACGGAAUCGAUGAAUGCCGUGAAAAUGCCAAUCUCUUCCGAAAAUCCUAUUGUCGUAACUACCACAGAAAGUGUAAACAUCCAAGACAAAGAAAGAGUUAAAAUCACUUAUGAUGAGGACGAAAUCAUGGAGUUUUCCGACUUUACUAUGAAGAACUCAAAAACUUCGACUAUCCCCAAUAAUUCCGAAAAAAAAGAAACUACUCAGCCUUCGAUUUCUGAAGCUGACAAAUUUAAUCGAGAUUCGGAAUCUACCUUGAGUAUUGAACACAUUCUCAGUUCUACGAAACAACCUUCUCUCACUGAAAAUGAAUCUGCAAUAGAUACAUUUUGGGAACAAUCAAGAGAGAGAAUUCGAUUUGAAAAUAAGAUACCACAUUCGGGACAAGAAGAUGAUCAUAUAAGUAGUACGGAGAUGAGCUCAUUUGAUUUUGAAUACCAAAAUGACGGACCACAUGACACUUCUCAUAAAAUUGCUUACCAGAAAAAUGAAGAAACUCAUGAAGAAGAACCGAAUUCUAAAGAAUUGACUCCCAAAAACUCACAAACUUCAGAUUUUCCACAAAAUCAUAAAACGUACCUGAAUCAUAAAAACGAUCAAAUUUAUUUGGAAAUGGAACCGGAUGCCCGGGCCGAGAUUCUAGAACUCUUCGAUUCUGGCUCAUCUGCGAAUAAAUUGGAAAGUCUUUUGAGAGCUAGGAAUAUGAGUUUAGACGAUUUGAUAGCUUUGAGACAAAGAGGAUCGAGUCAACUUCACUUGGCAGAAGUUGCUCAAAUCCGAGAUAAUAGUUUCAGAUCAUCAGCUCCUAAAGAUGAACAAAAUCAAGAUUUUCAAGAAAAGAAGGAAGAUGCAAAGAUUGUCAAGUCAGAUUGUACUUUACCCCCCGUUGUAAAAGAAUUAGUGGAAUGGAUUAAACAGAAAGAACCGACAAAAGAAACUCCUAAGGAAAUUCUCCAUAUAAAGGAAUUUGAAACUCUUCCUCCAAACUGGUUUGAUCAAUUUGGAUAUCCUCAAAUCGAGCAACGGUCAAAGGAGCAAGAGUUAGAAGAAUUUAAUGCAGAGAAGUUUAGAGAAAGAGGAACUGAUGUCAAUCCCGAGUCAAGUAAUCAACCUGACAACUUAAUAGAUGCUUUAAACUUUGAUUCCUCCGAGCAUUUCAAAAAUCGACAAAACCCUGAAGAAAUUUUGUUUUACACGAGUGAGGUGCCACCUUCAAACUUGCCAGAGAGAAGAAACAAUUCGAUGAUUUCUAUCGAGAAUGUUCGCGUUCAAGAGAUCGAGAGCGAUAUUUCGGGCACCUUCAACAAUAUUUACAGGUUGAAUGCCGAUGAAGGGAAAAGUGAAGAAAGGAAUUCGAUCUCGAGAGUUAGACCGAGUAUAAUUGCGAGUGGUGCAAUUCUUGGUGCUACGAUUGUCGGUUUCUUAGGCAUCUUUAUUGCUUGUAGAAUACGACAGAAACAAAAGUACACGUACAGGAAUACUUUUUCACGUGCGGUUUUUCAAAGUCCAAUUUUGACGACAAGAAAGUUAUCUAAUUCUAGUAGUUUAAAUACCAUUAUGGUUAAUGUUGUUGCCACCUCAACGACAAAGAGGCCAGAAAAAACAGGUUCUCCCGAAACUGAUGACGAUUAUGACCAUAAAAGUGACAUUGAAAAUGAUUCGCUUGAUGCGAAUGAUAGUUGGGAGACCAUACCCGACUUCAUGAAAUAACAUUUGAUAAAAGCCUUUUUAAAAUCGUCCCAUAUUCAACUUCUUCAAAUUUUUUAUUAUUUGAAGGAGAUUUUAAAAUUCAGAGACAUUGGUAAAAGGUUAUUGCUUUCAAAUUAAAGUUGUAGUUUUGAUAUUUUUGCGAGGAAAAUUAUAAAAACUGCAUUUAAUUUGUCUCCAUCCAAAGAGAAUUAGAUUAACCAUCUUUGUUUUUAUAUCCUGAAACUGAUAAGAAUAGAUAUUUUCUCUUUGUUGUAUUAUUUAGUAAGAUUGUAAUAAUUUUCUGUUAUCUGUACAAAUUUCUUUUUGAGAAAAUCGAACCAAAUCGCGCCUGCAAUAUCGGAAAUUAUAAAUAUUGCAUGCCUAGAGUAGAAAACAUUUAAACACUGUAAUUUCUGCGAGUACAGAAAAAUUUGACUGUAGUUUAACUACACUUCUUUUAAGAAAAGUUGACAAACAUCGUCGAAGUGGAAUCUUCACUGGAUUUAAAAAUUGGAAUUCUACUUUCUUUCAGGCUCUCUUUUAAGAAUAUUCCACUUUUACUUUGGAUUUCAAAGAUACUUGUAGUUAUUUAAGGCUAAAAUAGUUGUUUUUUAUUGAUAAGACAUCUAAUCAUUUUUAGAAGUAAGAGUUCCUUAUUUUAAGAGACUGUAUUUAUUUUUACGAUGUAAUGCGAUAU
This is a messenger RNA of Belonocnema kinseyi, 4371 nucleotides long. RefSeq lists its product as uncharacterized. The transcript has 2 exons. The record is from RefSeq and is a predicted model, not a curated record. The coding region runs from base 639 to 3695 and encodes 1018 amino acids. NCBI's taxonomy places the organism in Eukaryota, Metazoa, Arthropoda, Insecta, Hymenoptera, Cynipidae.